Molecule: messenger RNA, 1419 nt
Organism: Wickerhamiella sorbophila
Lineage: Eukaryota; Fungi; Ascomycota; Dipodascomycetes; Dipodascales; Trichomonascaceae
Product: Serine hydroxymethyltransferase, cytosolic
Exons: 1
Coding region: 1-1419 (472 amino acids)
Biological process (GO): folic acid metabolic process; tetrahydrofolate interconversion; L-serine catabolic process
Cellular component (GO): cytoplasm
Molecular function (GO): zinc ion binding; serine binding; pyridoxal phosphate binding
Source: RefSeq, a predicted model, not a curated record
AUGUCUCAUUACGUCUUGUCGGAGUCGCAUAAGAAUCUUAUGCACGAGCACCUGGCCGCCUACGACCCGCAGGUCCAGGCCAUCAUCAAUGAUGAGAUCCAGCGCCAGCGCGAGUCUAUUGUUCUCAUUGCUUCCGAGAACCUGACUUCCCUCGCCGUCAUUGAGGCGGUCGGCACUCCCAUGUGCAACAAGUACUCUGAGGGCUACCCUGGUGCUCGCUACUACGGUGGCAACCAGCACAUUGACCAGAUUGAGACUUUGUGCCAGCAGCGUGCUCUUGAGGCCUUCCACCUCGACCCUACCAAGUGGGGCGUGAACGUGCAGACCCUUUCUGGUUCUCCCGCUAAUAUGCAGGUCUACCAGGCCUUGUUACCUGUUCAUGGCCGUCUUAUGGGUCUUGACUUGCCCCAUGGCGGUCACUUGUCCCACGGCUACCAGACCGACACCCGCAAGAUCUCUGCUGUUUCCAACUUCUUUGAGACCAUGCCUUACCGGGUUGACGACAAGACCGGCAUCAUCGACUACGACCGUCUUGAGGAGAACGCUGCUCUGUUCCGCCCCAAGAUUUUGGUUGCUGGCACCUCUGCCUACUGCCGUUUGAUCGACUACAAGCGCAUGCGUGAGAUUGCCGACAAGGUCGGUGCCUACCUUAUGGUCGACAUGGCCCACAUUUCCGGUUUGAUUGCUGCUGGCGUCAUUCCCUCGCCUUUCGAGUACGCCGACAUCGUCACCACCACCACCCACAAAUCUCUGCGUGGUCCCCGCGGUGCUAUGAUUUUCUUCCGCAAGGGCGUUCGCUCGGUCAACCCCAAGACCGGCAAGGAGGUCAUGUACGAUCUCGAGGGUCCCAUCAACUUCUCUGUCUUCCCCGGUUUGCAGGGCGGCCCCCACAACCACACCAUCACCGCUCUGGCUGUUGCCUUGAAGCAGGCCAACACUCCUGAAUUCAAGGAGUACCAGGAGCAGGUUCUCAAGAACGCCAAGGCCCUGGAGGUCGAGUUCAAGAAGCUGGGCUACAAGCUGGUGUCCGACGGCACCGACUCCCACAUGGUUCUUGUUUCUCUCAAGAACGAGAAGGGCAUUGACGGUGCUCGCGUCGAGCACGUGCUGGAGCUCAUGAACAUUGCCUGCAACAAGAACGCCAUCCCCGGUGACAAGUCUGCGUUGGUUCCCGGCGGCAUCCGCAUCGGCGCCCCCGCCAUGACCACCCGCGGCCUGGGCGAGCAGGACUUUGCUCGCAUUGCCCAAUAUAUUAACAAGGCUGUUGUCUACUGCCAGAACCUGCAGGCGUCUCUUCCUGCUGAGGCCAACAAGCUCAAGGACUUCAAGGCUGCGGCCACCGCUGACAAGGACGGCCAGCUCAAGGCUCUCCACGAUGAGAUCGCCGGAUGGGCCUCCAGCUUCCCUCUUCCCUACUAA